AUGUCGACCUCAGGUGCACCCCCUUCUGCACCGGGUGCCCUUGCCCCGGACACCAGCUCAGACGAUGACCGCACGCGCGCUACCACUCCUAUAGACCCUUCCCUCCUUCCCCGCAGUGGUCCAUCCGACCUGCAAGAGUCAGAGAAACGCGAGGUGGGCAAUGGCGAGCCUCUCGACCCACACCCUGUCGACCUCCGAGGCGCCAAAGAAGAGUUCAACGCCCUUGCGCGGACCCUCACACAGCGCUCUCAUGCUUCGAGGGCGGCGCAUGCUGGACCAGGAGACGUCGAGAAGGGCGAGGCGGGGGAGGAAUUUGACCUGCUUGCUUAUCUGACGGCGGAUGUGGAGCGAAGAGAGGAGAGGGGACUGAAGAGGAAGAGAGUGGGCGUCGUAUGGGAGGAUUUGACGGUUUGGGGAAUAGGAGGCAAGAGGGUGCACGUCGAAAACUUCCUUUCGGCAAUCCUCAAUUCAAUCCUUUUCAUCCCUCUGUGCCUCCUGCAACUCCUACGUCCCCAGCGAUUCCGCGCUACCCCUAAAGCCAUCCUUCAACCUUCGUCCGGUGUCUUACGUCCCGGUCAGAUGUGCCUCGUCCUCGGACGCCCAGGCUCAGGCUGCACGACUUUCCUCAAGGCGAUCUCCAACCGUCGUGGGGAGUAUCUGGAGGUGGGGGGGAGGGUCGAAUAUGCGGGUAUCGGUGCGGAGGAGAUGGAGAAGCGGUUCAGAGGCGAGGUGGUGUACAACCAAGAAGACGACAUCCAUCUGGCCACGCUUACGGUGCACGACACACUCUCCUUUGCGCUGGCACUGAAGAUGCCCCCUGCCCAACGGCUCGGGCUCACUCGGCACGAACUGCACAAAGAGAUCGAGUCGACGACGCUAAAAAUGCUUAAUAUCCAGCACACUGCGAACACCCUAGUCGGGAACGAGUUCGUUCGUGGUGUUUCUGGCGGCGAGAGGAAACGCGUCAGUAUCGCUGAGAUGAUGGCUUCCCGAGCCCAUGUCUCUGCAUGGGAUAACAGUACCCGAGGGCUAGAUGCAAGCACAGCACUGGACUAUACGCGCUCCCUCCGCGUUCUCACAGACGUCCUGGAACAAACGACGUUCGUGAGCCUGUACCAGGCGGGAGAGAACAUCUACCGCCUGUUCGACAAGGUGCUCAUUAUCGACCAGGGGCGGCAGGUAUUCUACGGCGCUGCAACGGAAGCACGUGCAUAUUUCGUCGGACUUGGAUUCAAAGAUUUCCCUAGGCAAACAACAGCGGACUACUUGACGGGCUGUACCGAUCCCAAUGAGCGCGAGUAUCAAGAAGGCUGGGAGAAACGCGCGCCCCGUACGCCGGAAGAACUCGAACAGGCGUUCCGCGCUGGCAAGUACUGGACGAUCAUGGAACAGGAGCGGAAGGAGUAUGAGACGUUUGUGAGCACGAACGAGGGGGUGCAGCAGGAGUUUAGGGACGCAGUCUUGGAGGAGAAACGGGGGGCGAGCAGGGGCAGCCCUUAUACACGCAGCUUCUGGGGUCAAGUCAAAGCGCUUACAUGCAGGCAGUUCAAGCUCCAAUUGCAGGAUCGGUUUGGCCUCCUCACCUCGUACGGAACCGCGAUCGUCCUCGCUAUCAUAAUCGGCAGUGCGUUCCUUAACCUCCCUCUCACAGCAGCAGGUGGCUUCACCCGCGGCUCGGUCAUCUUCGUCGCCCUGCUGCUCAACGCGCUCGACGCGUUUGGUGAGCUGCCGACCAUGAUGCUGGGCCGUCCUAUCCUGUAUAAGCAGACUACCUACGCGUUCUAUCGCAGCGCGGCGCUCCCUGUCGCUAACACGAUCGCCGAUAUCCCAUUCUCGUUCGCAAGGAUGACGUUGUUCGAUAUCAUUGUUUACUUUAUGGCUGGCCUAUCACGUAACGCAGGCGGGUUCUUCACAUUCCAUCUUAUUAACUACACCGGCUUCCUAUCCAUGCAGGGCCUCUUCCGCACGUUUGGUAUCCUCUGCCCGGACUUCAAUACGGCCUUCCGUCUAGGAGCACUCUUCGUGCCGCUCACGAUCCUCUACUCGGGUUACCUCAUCCCCGUCUUCUCGAUGCAACGCUGGUUGUUUUGGAUUUAUUAUCUCAAUCCGCUCAACUACGGUUUCCAGGGCUUACUAGAGAAUGAGAUGUCCCGGAUUGACAUGGACUGCGUUGGUAACUAUGUCGUUCCGAACAACGGCUUGAACUUGAACAAGUAUCCGAAUGAGGUUGGUCCCAAUCAGGUUUGCACCCUACCCGGCGCCAUCCCAGGUCAAUCCUCUGUUGCUGGCAGCAAUUACGUGUCUGCUGCUUUCGCCAUGGACGUCCACUGGAUCUGGCGCAACUUCGGCAUCCUUGUGGCCUUUUUUGUCUUCUUCCAGAUCACGCAGAUCGUGUCUAUGGAAAGGAAGAACCACGCUAAUACUGCACGUUCGGUCCAACUCUUUGCCCAAGAGAACAAGGAGAGCAAGAAGCUCAACCAGGAGCUUGAGGAUAGGCGGGCAGCUGCCGGACGAGGAGAAGCAAAGCACGAUAUUUCCAGCUUGGUCAAAUCGAAGGAGCCGUUCACCUUUGAGGCCCUCAACUACCACGUACCUGUUCAAGGUGGAUCGAAGCGUCUGCUGCACGAUGUCUAUGGCUAUGUGAAGCCUGGAAGUCUCACUGCCCUCAUGGGCGCCUCCGGUGCUGGCAAGACAACGUGUCUGGAUGUUCUGGCACAACGUAAGAAUAUUGGAGUUGUUCAGGGUGAAAUUUUGAUGAAUGGUCGACCCCUCGGCGCGAACUUCGCCAGAGGUACUGCAUACGCGGAGCAAAUGGAUGUGCACGAGGAAAGUGCUACUGUCCGCGAGGCACUGCGCUUUUCUGCCUAUCUUCGACAAGAAGCAUCUAUUCCUAAGGAAGAAAAAGACCAGUAUGUCGAGGAAAUCAUCGAGUUGCUCGAGAUGGAUGACCUCUCCGAAGCACUGGUGUCGGGUCUCGGUGUGGAAGCUCGCAAACGACUUACCAUCGGCGUGGAACUUGCUAGCAAGCCGCAGCUGUUGCUUUUCCUCGACGAGCCCACUUCCGGUCUGGAUGGUCAGAGCGCUUGGAAUCUUGUUCGCUUUUUACGCAAGCUAGCAGAUUCAGGCCAAGCCAUUUUGUGCACCAUUCAUCAGCCUUCGUCUCUCUUGUUCGAGAGCUUUGACCGUUUGCUCCUCUUGCAGCGCGGUGGGGAAACCGUGUAUUGUGGACCUAUCGGCAAGGACAGUCAUUACCUUCGAGAUUACUUCGUUAAGAAUGGCGCUAUCUGCGGCCCGACGGAUAACCCGGCCGAGUUCAUGCUCGAGGCCAUUGGCGCUGGUACGACAAAGCGCAUAGGCCACAAGGAUUGGGGUGAGAUCUGGCUCGAAUCCGAAGAAAACCAGAAGCUCAGACAGGAAAUCGAGGACAUCAAGAGGGAAGCUUUGAAGCAACCAAACACAGAGGAGAAGCCAAGUUUCUAUGCUACGAAGUUGCCAUACCAGCUCAUUUUGGUUACACGUCGAGCCCUGAUGACGCUCUGGCGUAGGCCGGAAUACGUCUAUAGUCGGCUCUUCAUCCACGUGCUCAUCUCGUUCUGGAUUUCCGUUACAUUCCUCCGCCUGAACCACAGCUUGCUGGACCUGCAGUACCGCGUAUUUGCGAUUUUCUGGGUUAGCGUCCUGCCUGCUAUCAUCAUGGGACAGAUCGAACCCAUGUUUAUCCUGAACCGUAUGGUCUUUAUUCGCGAAGCCUCCAGCAGGAUGUAUUCGCCUGUCGUCUUUGCCGUUGGGCAGCUCCUGGCUGAGAUCCCUUACUCCUUCAUCUGCGCAGUCGCAUAUUUCCUUUUGAUGUACUAUCCGAUGAAUUUCGUUGGCAAUGCUGGCUAUGCAUUUGCCAUGGUGUUGUUUGUCGAACUGUUUGGUGUCUCUCUUGGACAGGCGAUAGGGGCUCUGUCACCCUCCAUCCGCAUUGCGGCACUGUUCAACCCAUUCAUCAUGUUGGUACUCACAACUUUCUGCGGUGUGACCAUCCCGUAUCCGACACUUGGGAAGUUCUGGCGAAGCUGGCUAUAUCAACUGACGCCAUUCACCCGUCUUGUUUCUGGUCUGAUUGCGAAUGAGCUAUAUAAUCUGCCGAUUGUUUGCCGUGAAUCGGAGUAUUCUGUUUUCCAACCGCCUUCUGGACAAACGUGCGAGCAAUGGGCGGGCGACUUCAUCUCUCAGGUCGGAGGAUACCUUGCAAAUAAUAACGCCACGUCCAACUGCCAGUACUGCCAAUAUCGCGUCGGACAGGAAUUCUACACCCCCCUUAAUAUUGACUAUAGCCAUAGGGAACGUGACCUCUGGAUCCUGUUCUGUUACUUUGCGGCCAACUUCGUCAUCACGAUCAUCGGCUCCAGGUUCUUACGUUACGCAAAACGCUAGAUCAGGGGAUAUCAUCACCGCAAAUGCCGGACGCGUAGAUCGCACUUUUGUUUAGCCAAUGUUCCAUUUGCAAUAAAUCC
This is a messenger RNA of Dacryopinax primogenitus, 4502 nucleotides long. RefSeq lists its product as uncharacterized. The record is from RefSeq and is a predicted model, not a curated record. Gene Ontology annotation, molecular function: ABC-type transporter activity; ATP binding; ATP hydrolysis activity. Lineage: Eukaryota; Fungi; Basidiomycota; Dacrymycetes; Dacrymycetales; Dacrymycetaceae. The transcript is spliced from 12 exons. Gene Ontology annotation, cellular component: membrane. The coding region runs from base 1 to 4422 and encodes 1473 amino acids. Gene Ontology annotation, biological process: transmembrane transport.